Messenger RNA from Didymosphaeria variabile, 900 nucleotides. RefSeq lists its product as uncharacterized. NCBI's taxonomy places the organism in Eukaryota, Fungi, Ascomycota, Dothideomycetes, Pleosporales, Didymosphaeriaceae. The coding region runs from base 1 to 900 and encodes 299 amino acids. Gene Ontology annotation, molecular function: protein binding. The transcript has 2 exons. The record is from RefSeq and is a predicted model, not a curated record.
AUGACGGCCCCACAGGACAAGCCGCUCAAUGAGCUCCUCUCCCGUUCCAUGGUCGACAUCUACGUCGGCACCGAGAACACGCACUGGAUCCUCCACGAGAAGCUCCUAUGCUACCACUCGCCCUUCUUCCGCUCGAUUUUCUACGCAAAAGGCAGCAACAACAAGACCUACGGCCUCCCCGACGAAGAAGAUACCCCCUUCAAAACCUUCGUCGGAUGGCUGUAUUCCUCUUCGCUCCCCGUCCCCCGCGAAGAAAGCGACCUCACAAUGCUCUUCGACCUGUACCUCAUGGCGGAGAAAUUCCAGAUCCCUGUCCUGAUCGCCGAUGUCCUGCAGGUGGUGCGGGAGUGGUACAAGUUCUCGGACACAUACCCAGGACUCAGGAGGGUGCAGUAUGUGUAUGCGAAUACCGAGGAUGGCAGCCCAAUGCGGCAUAUGCUCGUGCACUCUGUCGCACGUAUGGUUGUCCUUGAACAGGGCAUUCCGACGCACUGGGACAAGGCGCUUAAGAAGAACGGUCAACUCGCUGUCGAUAUCCUUAAGGCCAUUCAGGAUUGGCGAUUGGACGAGCAAAUCAUCCCCGACUCGCGCGACGACCCUGCCGACGCUGAAGAGCUCAUCGAUGUUGAGGGUGACCUUGCCGACGCGGAGGGCGAAGGUGAACAGCAAGAGCAGCAGCAAGAACAAGAGGAAGAGGAAGUUGAGGAGGAAGACUCCACCGAUGACACGGUCGUCGACAGCCCGGUGCAGGCGCAGCACCCUGUUGGCAAGAACAUCAAGGCGAGCGGCGAGAAGAGCAAAGAUCUGAGCAAAGACCUGAGCAAAAACUUCAAGGAGAUGAGCUUGAAGGUUGUGCCCAACGGCCUGACGAACGGCGACUACGGCACUCUCCAGCACUGA